AUGAUGGUAGGCACUUACGCUGAUGUGGUGCUGGCUGACGCCAUUGUCAAGAACAUCUCAGGCUUCGAUCAGGAUUUGGCGUGGAAAGCCUUGCACAGGGAUGCGUACGAGGAAUACACAGCCGAUACCUCGCGCGGAAAGACAGGCUUGGCGCACUACAAGGAGCAUGGCUUCGUCCCGGUCGACGUCGGCAUCGCUGAAGCCUGCUCGCGCACCUUGGACUUUGCCUUUGCGGACGCCGCCUGUGCGGCUGCAGCGCAGCGCCUGGGGAAGCUCCAGGAGGCCACGGAGCUCAGGCUACGAAGCCGGCAGGCCCUGCGGCGCAUGUACGAUCCCCGGCGUGGCCUCAUGGGCCGCCCGAAGCAGACCCAGGAUUUUGUGGAGAUGUCCCCAGAGACUUGGGGCUUCUGCUACACAGAGGGCUCCGCAUGGCAGCACUCAUUUCCGCCCUUCGACCUCGAGCUGCUCGUUGAGCUGCACGGUGGUCCGGGGCAGCUCCUUCAGAAGCUGGAAGACAUGUUCCGAGUACCGGCCUAUUUCGAGACCGGCUCCUACCAGGCUGUAAUCCACGAGAUGCGCGAGAUGCUGGAUCUCGGCAUGGGCCAGUACGCGCACAACAAUCAGCCAGUUCAUCACGUGCCGUACUUGUUUGCGAUGCUUGGCAUGCACAAUGCCACUGCGAAGCUAGUGCGUCAGAUCCUCGCGCAAGCAUACUCUCCAGAUGGGUACGCGGGCGAUGAGGACAAUGGAGAGAUGGGCUCCUGGUACGUCUUGAGUGCACUGGGCCUCUAUGACCCGGAUGCUCAACUGCACAUUAUGCGAGGGAGCACUUUUGAAUUCGGGAGUCCACGUUGUGUCAGCAUGGCAGCUGCGAUCUGA
Molecule: messenger RNA, 879 nt
Organism: Symbiodinium natans
Lineage: Eukaryota; Dinophyceae; Suessiales; Symbiodiniaceae
Source: the annotation of a GenBank genome assembly